Messenger RNA from Moneuplotes crassus, 1033 nucleotides. The record is from the annotation of a GenBank genome assembly. Lineage: Eukaryota; Ciliophora; Spirotrichea; Euplotida; Euplotidae.
AUGGAAACAAAUCAGGAACUCACACAUGAUGAGAAGACAAUUUAUGAUCGCCAGAUCAGAGUAUGGGGACAUGCUGCACAGGAGAAACUUAAAAAUUCAAAAGUACUCGUUGCCAAUCUUGUAAGUGGAUCUGUGUCAGAAUCUCUCAGACAUCUUGCUCUCAAAGGAGUGAUGAUUGAUAUCCUUGAUGAUAGAAUGCUUGAGAGCAAAGAGGAGCUUGAGCGUCAAAUGAGCAUUCACUACCUCAUCAAUGAAGAACAAGAAGGAAUGAAGAUCUCAGAAGCUUUUAAGCAAUCCUUAGAUAAGAUCACUCAGUUUGCAAAGAUCAGCGUCAUUGAAGGAGACAAUCUUGGAGCAGUUAAGAAUUUAGAGGAGUAUUCAGCCAUAAUACUUGGAUACAACAAUUUUAGUGAGACUAAAGAUCUUCCAACAGAUUUGGAAGUGCCAAUUGUACUAGCGAAAAGCUAUGGAGCAGUCGGAGUCAGUUUCUGUCAUCUUGGAUCUUCUUAUAGUUUCACUGAAACUUUAAAGAUAGACAACAAAGAUAUGACAAAGACGACUAUAUACAAUGAUUCCAAGCCCAUUAAAGAUUGGAUGGAGCACUGGCUUAGCUUUGAUAAGUUCACUCCAAAACUCCUCUCAAGAGUCAGAGUCAAAAAGAAGGCCAAAGAAGAUUUUAUUGUUGCCUUGCUCAUUACAUUCAUUUCUGAAAGCCAAGGGAUAGAUCUUUCAGAUGCAAAAUCCCAGGUCAUUGAUAUAUUUGAGAAGAACAACAAGGGAGCUUUACUGGAAGAAACAUCAGACUUAGAAAAGUACCUCGGUGAUAUUAAAGAGAGCUAUAUUACUCCUGAGUUUCAUCCCGUUCAGUCUGUAUUAGGAGGGCAUCUUGCCCAAGAAAUGCUCAAAAUCGUGACAAAGAUGGGCAGACCUUUCUAUGGUCUGUAUCUCUAUAAUGCUGUGGAGCAACAAGGAAGGUCUUUCCCUCCUACAUAUUUGCAUAAUUUAGUGUAAUUCAAAUGUUCAAGCCAAGGAA